ACUUGUUUUUUUUCCUUCUCUCAAUUUAGUUCUACGAAGAUUUCUUCUCGCUGAUAUUUUCUCGAAAUAUAACUUGUACACAUCGCAGUUCACGUGGGAAAAUUUUGAGUCAUUCCUUGAAGUGUGCUUGUUACUGAAGGGUCUUUGUUGUGAAACAAUUUUUAAAAAUGAGACUCGAAAAGUUUUUGUUUUGGUUUGAUCUGGAGCUCGGUGGAACCAUCAUUGGAUAUUAUCAUCUACUUAUCUACUUCGUUUCUAUUAUAGCUGUGAUUAUUUCGUUUAUUCUUCAGCUGAUCUACUACGAAAAUGUUAACCUGCUUGUACUCAUAGUUCUCACUGUAGUUUAUAUUUUAAUUGCAUUGUUCCUGAUUUAUUUAUCAUGGCAACUGAUAAUGGGAGUUGAAUAUCGCGAUCAUCGUCGAGUGCAAAAGUUCCGAAUUCUUUGCAUGAUUGGCCUCGUUUUGAACAUUCUUAUUGUAAUCGCUGCACUGACGCAAAUUGGAAGAUUCGAAUUAAAUGGCUACCACAUUACGAUACUUAUUGUUUACUUAAUCAUUUCAUUUCUUACACAAGUUUACAUAUUUUUAGUUGUCGACUCACUUUAUAAAAAGUUCAGAGACGAAGAGUUUCCCAGAAGGUCAUUUAAGUGAAUAAUUUUUCGACGAUGUUUAUGAAAAGUUUAUGAAUUUUAAAUUAAAAUUUGUUGUGGAUUUAAAAUCAUUUUUAUUAAGUUUUUGUAACAAUUGCCGUGUGAUUUAGUUAACCAGAGAUUUUCAUGAAGCUUCGAAAUGUAUUUAAUUUACUCGCACAAUUGUCAAUCUUCACUGAUGUAAAUCGAAACUUGAAAGAAAAAAAUGUCGGAAACAUUAAUUUUUUAUAAUCGCAGUUCGCACGUUAUUCUGGAAUCUUUAUCUGAAAUCGUUAUUUAGAAUAGAUUGUAAAUGUAAUCUUAAAAAGAAACGAUUCAAACUUGUGGAAUAUAUUUUUGCAGCAAUUUUUAGAGUAUAAAAUUCAACCUGUAGUAUUCUCAGAUCAAUCCUAUAAUCACAUUGUGUUUAGUUUAAUUUUUUUAACUUACUUAUAAUUUAUUAAUGAAAGAAACAGAAUUCUAAUGCCAAUAAAUCUAAAAAAAUUAAUGAAAAA
Molecule: messenger RNA, 1143 nt
Organism: Clunio marinus
Lineage: Eukaryota; Metazoa; Arthropoda; Insecta; Diptera; Chironomidae
Source: the annotation of a GenBank genome assembly